Cooperia oncophora is the source of this 438-nucleotide messenger RNA. The record is from the annotation of a GenBank genome assembly. Lineage: Eukaryota; Metazoa; Nematoda; Chromadorea; Rhabditida; Trichostrongylidae.
AUGAGUAGCACCGGACGUCCUGAUGAGUUGGAUGAGGACCGCCUCAACCAUCUUGUCCAUCAGAAUCCGCGAAGUACAACGAGAGAACUGCACAGGUUAUGCAGUGCUCCCACACCACCAUCGAGCGUCACCUGCACUCGAUGGGGAAGACCCAAAAGCUUGCUUGCUCGCCAUAAGUUAACUUAUGGCCACAAGCAACGAUUCUUAUAUCGAAUUGUGACCGGUGAUGAAAAGUGGUGCUUGUAUGUGAACAUGAAGCAGCGCAAGGAAUGGCUGAGCCCCAAAAACAGGCAACACCGCGGGCAAAACAAGAACUUCAUCCACGGAAAACGAUGUUGUGCGUGUGGUGGGACUGGAGAGGAAUCAUCCACCACGAGCUGCUUGAACGGAACCAAACCAUCAGCACGGAACUGUAUGUUCAGCAAAUGCAGCGGCUGA